AUGGCUGGAAAUAAUCAGCAGCUACCACGUUUUUUUGAAUCAAUAUCCACAAAUCCAGCUGUACCACUCUACAAGUGUAAUGCAUGUCGCAGCCAAAAUAUAGUCAAUUAUGAACGGCAUUCCAAUUCUUUACCACAUAAAAGAAAUGUUGAGAGAUUAGUAGCCGAAGAGGAUGAUAAUGAAGAACUACUUGCUCCACUUUCACGUGCACCAGCUCUGUCUUCUUCAAACAACCAAUGGCCUGAAGAUGCUAUGGACACGGAUGACGAAUCAGAUCAGCUUGGUGAUUCAAUUUUAGACGUUUUAGACCUUUUAGGACCGAUCCUGUCCGAUGAUGACGAUUCCUCAAACUCUGGCAAUGCUUGA
Molecule: messenger RNA, 366 nt
Organism: Melampsora larici-populina 98AG31
Lineage: Eukaryota; Fungi; Basidiomycota; Pucciniomycetes; Pucciniales; Melampsoraceae
Exons: 3
Coding region: 1-366 (121 amino acids)
Source: RefSeq, a predicted model, not a curated record